UGAAAGUCAGAUGUUGGAACAUUAACAACUAGCUUGAUCACAUGCAUGCAGUUGGUCAGCAGGGUUUCCAGGCAAAACUGCUUCACAAUAAUACCACAUGAUGGGAAUUAAAGAGUUAAAGCCUAUCUCCAAGAUAUUCUCAGGGAUAUUUCUUCUUACUUCACUCAAUUUCUGUCCAGGAAUUCAUUCUGUAGGCUUGGUGGCUUCCAACAACGUGUCAGUAGCACUUUCGGGUGAAACGGUGUCUCUUCACUGUAUUGUGACACCACAGCUCAACCAAACUGAAGGCACUAUACAGUGCUUGUCACCAAAGAACGUUCCUAUGCCAAACAAACCCUUCUCUCUAAAACACCCUACACAUAUGACUCCUAUAGUCCUCGUCAACGUGAACCUCUCCGACUCUGGGAUGUACCGCUGUUGGCUGAGUCUCGUGGGCUUGAGCGAAGUGAACUCGAACGACAUGGCUUACUGGUUUCUUCAUGUGACAGAUGAGGGCUACGAGGUGCCGAGGGACGAGAGCAUGACAAUAGUUGGAGUCCUAACUGCGGUCCUGGGCAUCUCCAGCGUUGCUUGCUCACUGUACCUCUUCAAAGGACACGUUCCUUCAUUUGCGAAACACGGCAGCCGGGCGACCGAGGGGGAGACGAGGGAGGGCGGGGAGGAGCACAAUGACCCCGCCCCCCAGGGCGCCAUGGCAACGUCUCCUGCCGACGUCUACGCUAGCCUUGAGCACCAACCCGGGUCCGUCUACGACACACUGGAGCCCCCCACAGCCAGAGAGGCCCCUGGCCCGGGCAGAGCAGACUCGGGACGCUCCAAGGGAAAGGAGGAGGAAACCCCCCACGGUGAUCAGAACCAAGACGCGCUUGAAUGCUUCUAUGAAAACUUUUGAAUAUCCACUGUGUUUUGGUGUGUGUGUGUGUGUGUGUGUGUGUGUGUGUGUGUGUGUGUGUGUGUGUGCGUGUGUGUGUGCGUGUGCGUGUGCGUGUGCGUGUGUGUGUGUGUGUGUGUGUGUGUGUGUGUCGUUUAGAAUAGAUUAUUGUAGGCCUACUACUCCCUGAUUACACCGAUUAUGUAGGACACUUUCUUUAGCUAAAACAUUGCUAUUGCCAAAGAAAACCAAUGAUCCUUAGGCAUAUAUUAUUUAUAUUUUGUGUGUGUGUGUGUGUGUGUGUGUGUGUGUGUGUGUGUGUGUGUGUGUGUGUGUGUGUGUGUGUGUGUGUGUGUGUGUGUGUGUGUGUGUGUGUGUGUGUGUGUGUGUGUGUGUGUGUGUGUGUGUGUGUGUGUUUAGGUUAUUAUUUUAUGUUUUCUUCUUGGUAUGAAAUUGUCUUUUUAGCCUCACAGCCUUUGCCACCUUUGUGAUUGCUCUAUUUGUUUUACAGUUAUUGCUGUUUAUAAAAAGGGAAGGACUUUUUUUUAUUAUGUCAACACAAAAUGCCCAAUUCCACUCGCCAUCCAUCUUCUCACAUUUAAUGUUGUCAAAUGUAGAAUAUGAAAAUAAAGUAUCUUCUCUCUAUAAAUGAGAUUUUUCUGCUGCAAGUUCUUCCAUUUAGCGGCACUUAAACUAUGCAUUUCAACUAUGAAUUUCAGCUAUGCUAAUCGACAACAUUAGACUUUUGUGUGAGGCAAAAGUCACAUGACUCUACAAGCCAGUCACAGCCGCUCGCACAAGGACUUCCGGGAUCGACUGUGUGUGGACUGUUGUCAUUCUCUGAUCAUGGCUGCAGAAGGGGAUUUUCUGACGAGAUACCGUGCUGUUUCGAAUAAAUUGAAAAAGCGUUUUCUUCGAAAGCCCAAUGUUGCAGAGGCAAGCGAACAGUUUGGUCAGUUGGCCAAGGAGCUGAAGCAGCAGGACUGCCUUCAGUAUGCUGCCUUCUGCAACCUUGCCAUGGCCCGGUGCGAGCAGACCCUGUUCAACGCCCCCGGGGAGGCGCUGGCCCUCACAGACGCGGCCCGCCUCUUCCUGUCCUCGGAGAAGGAGAACCGCGCGCUGCAGGCCCCUGGAUUUGAUGAGCACCUGCAGGCCGCACUCAACUGCUACAGCUUCGCCAUCAAGGUGUACAUUGAGAUGAACCAGCCUAUCAUGGCAGCCAGCCUGUCCUUAGAGCUGGGGAACGCACUCAAGGAGAUGAACAGACCGGGGGAAGCCGUGGUUCACUACCAGAGGGCUGCCGAGCUCCAGACGCAGAAUCCCGUGGAGGCUCUGCUGUCCAUGGGAGAGAUGGCCACCUGCAAGAUCCUCACCCGGGACUAUGACGGAGCGCUGACGGUGUUUACGGAGAUGCAGCUGAUCUGUCAGGAGAGGGGGCUGCAGCUCCCCAGCACCAACGCCCCCGUCGGGGCCUUCCUGGACCUGGUGGCCAAGUGUGAGAUCUCCAGAGUCCUGCUGCUCAUGUUUCUUGAGCCCCCUCCCCAGAAGCUGCUGCCAGAGCACGCUCAGACCCUGGAGAGGUACGCCUGGGAGUCCUUCGACCCGCACAGCCAGGCCACCUUCCUGCCGGAGACGGUCUUCCUGCUGCUGCAGUCAGUGGUGAUGGCCUGCCAGGAAAAAGACACAGAAUCCCUGAAGUCUCUUCAAACUGAGCUGUGGCCCUAUCUCUCAGCUGAGCAGAACCACCUCCUCCACUUGGUGGUCCAGGAGCGAAUCACCCCCUCUGGACAAGGAAUUUAGUACAGUCCCAUUCAAGGUUCCAGUUCCUCUCCCCUCCCACCCCCAGGAGAGUGCCACAAUGGAACAUUCCUGUGGGCGGUGCGGUCUGUUUUAGGGCCCGAGGGAAGGUUGUCGCAUCAGGAGCCAUCACGCAUUAGUCUUCUUCUCUUUAGAGUUGACACAAUACUCUUGCUUUGUCCCGAUUGGGCCUCCCCUGACAGCUGCCCGGGGCGCCACCACCACCACUAUCCUGGUGCCCUAGAACCGGUUUUAAAACCUGAGACGGCCGCAACGGCACCGGGCUGUCGUGUUCUCAAAGUUGAACGUUGCAACAUUUGAACCCACUAAUCUUUUAGGACCCUAAUGGUGAAUGAGCUUUAUUUUGCCCGUGGAGGCUUGUUGUGUGAUUCAACACAAUUUAUUUAUUGUUAACGUUUUAGGAGAUGAUGUAUACACUGCACACUGGUUUGAGUCGUGUUUCUUUUUUUUCUUUUUAUUAAUAAAUGGUAUGGCUUACAAUGUA
This is a messenger RNA of Gadus macrocephalus (Pacific cod), 3173 nucleotides long. RefSeq names its product coagulation factor VIII associated (gene f8a). NCBI's taxonomy places the organism in Eukaryota, Metazoa, Chordata, Actinopteri, Gadiformes, Gadidae. Gene Ontology annotation, biological process: vesicle cytoskeletal trafficking. The record is from RefSeq and is a predicted model, not a curated record. The coding region runs from base 1637 to 2671 and encodes 344 amino acids. Gene Ontology annotation, cellular component: early endosome. Gene Ontology annotation, molecular function: protein binding. The transcript has 17 exons.